GUCCUGUGUACUUUCCAAGACGAGUGACCAUGAUGCGUUUACUGUUUGUGUCGGCGCUGUUUGUUCUUGCUGCCUGUACCAGCAACAAGCCUGAAUUGGACAACGGACAGAGUUGUGUUGUGGGCACUUUGUUCACCCACAUUCUUCAACUGGAACGAACAGUGGCUCGUCUGUCAACAGAACUGAAGACCAUGGCAACAAACCAAGAAAUAUUGAAAUCCACUCUGCUCGCUAAUAUUUCACUAUCACUUGCGGCUCAAGCAACUGACGUGGCCUACAGCGUGUCUCUUCGGUCAGACAUCCAACAGAUUGGUGGAAAAUCUCUUACAUUUGACACAGUCUUGUACAACCAAGGGGAUGCUUACAACAAGGCCACUGGUAUUUUCACCGCCCCCGUGUCUGGCACAUACGUCUUCUGGGCAAAUGUGAUGGUAGAAUCGACUGCCUAUAUGGGUAUCCGCAUUUUCAGUGGAAGCAAGAUUAUUGGUCGUGGGUAUAUCACUGGCCAAAGACAUGGUGUAGCUUCCAUCACGACUACUACCUACUUGCGCCAAGGAGACCAGGUGUGGAUGGAUGCUGAAGUCACUUCUUCCACCAUUGAUCUCCGGGGAGACGAAUAUUCAAGUUAUGGCGGAACACUCAUUCGUGUCCAAUAAUGGGUCCGGGGUUUCGAUGAACUCUGUACAUUGUUAAUAAUAUCUAAAUACUGAUUUGAAUUCAA
This is a messenger RNA of Haliotis rubra (blacklip abalone), 721 nucleotides long. RefSeq names its product protein HP-25 homolog 1-like. Lineage: Eukaryota; Metazoa; Mollusca; Gastropoda; Lepetellida; Haliotidae. Gene Ontology annotation, molecular function: protein binding. The transcript is spliced from 2 exons. Bases 30 to 656 code for a protein of 208 amino acids. The record is from RefSeq and is a predicted model, not a curated record.